AUGUCGGACGAGCGCAAUUACCGCAUGUUGGUUUUGGUCGAGGAUGUGUUGGAGCAAGCUGGAGAGAAAAACGAACAAGAAACGAAGGGCGAGGGCGCCCCAAAGGCCACUCACGAGUUCGUCGAUGAGCUGAUACUGCCCUUUGAAAUUGACGACAUGGACAAGCUGAACGAAUGGUUUGACAAAUUCGAUGCAGACAUUUGCAUUCCCAAUGAGGGCUUUAUCAAAUACGAGAUCAGCAGUGACGGGCUCGUGGUGUUGUUGCUGGACAGGUCGAAAGAAGACGUGGUAGCGCAGGUGCGCAAGUUUGUAGAAGCCGAGUCAGGCGACGAGAUAAACUAG
Molecule: messenger RNA, 342 nt
Organism: Lachancea thermotolerans CBS 6340
Lineage: Eukaryota; Fungi; Ascomycota; Saccharomycetes; Saccharomycetales; Saccharomycetaceae
Exons: 1
Coding region: 1-342 (113 amino acids)
Source: RefSeq, a predicted model, not a curated record